Messenger RNA from Carlito syrichta (Philippine tarsier), 1583 nucleotides. It is a transcript of the gene CDSN, whose product is annotated as corneodesmosin. The transcript has 2 exons. Bases 21 to 1583 code for a protein of 520 amino acids. Gene Ontology annotation, biological process: skin morphogenesis; cell-cell adhesion. Lineage: Eukaryota; Metazoa; Chordata; Mammalia; Primates; Tarsiidae. Gene Ontology annotation, molecular function: protein homodimerization activity. The record is from RefSeq and is a predicted model, not a curated record.
AGAAGGCUGUGCGGUCCGAGAUGGGCUCCACUCGGGCACCCUGGAUGGGGCGUGUGGGAGGGCACGGGAUGAUGGCACUGCUGCUGGCUGGUCUCCUCCUGCCAGGGACAUUGGCUAAGAGCAUCGGCACCUUCUCAGACUCCAUUAAGGACUCCACACGUAUCACUUCCCUGAAUGACCCCUACCUCACCGGGAAGGGAGGUGCCAGUAGCUUCAGUAGCCACAGUGGCUCUAGCAGUUCCAGUAGCGCCACUUUCAGUUCUAGUGGUUCCAGUGGUGGCUCCAGUGGUGGCUCCAGCGGAUCCAGUGUCAUCCAGAGUGGUUCUUCAGGAUCUUCGUUAUUUAAGCCAGGAACAGAGUACUCCCAAAUCAGUUACUCCUCAGGAUCUGGCUCUGGUCUACAAAGUGCAUCUGGCUCCUCCCACUCAGGAAGCAGCAGUGCCCAAUUGGGAAGCCCUCAGUCAGGAUUCAUCAGCUACGAAGUAGGACGUGGCUCUGCUCUGCCAACUGAUCCUGAUUCUUCUCGUGCGAAAACAAGCUCCUCCCAGUCUAGUGGAAGCUAUUCCUUUUCUCAGACCUCUGGGGUGUCCAGCAGCGGUGGCCAAAGUGUCAGCUCCAACCUGCAUCCCUGUAGUUCAGACGUCCCCGACUCUCCCUGCAGUGGAGGGCCCAUCGUCUCACACUCUGGUUCCUCCUACAUCUCCAGCUCCCACUCUGUGUCAGGGGGUCAGAGGCCCGUGGUGGUGGUGGUGGAGCAGCAUGGCUCUGGUGGCCCUGGAGUGGUUCAAGGUGCCCCUUGUAGCAAUGGUGCCCUUCCAGGCAAGCCUUGUCCCCCCAUCACCUCUGUGGACAAAUCCUAUGGUAGCUAUGAGGUGGUGGGUGGCUCCUCUAAUAGUUAUCUGGUUCCAGGCAUGACCUACAGUAAUGGUAAAAUCUACCCUGUGGGCUACUUCACCAAAGACAACCCUGUCAAAGGCUCUCCAGGGGUCCCCUCCUUUGCAGCUGGGGCCCCCAUCUCUGAGGGCAAAUACUUCUCCAGUAACCCCAUCAUCCCCAGCCACAGUUCUUCUAGUUCCAACUACCAGUCCUCAGUCAACGUGUUCCAGCCAGUGGGCACUGGUGGGGUCCAGCUCUGUGGAGUUGGCUCCACGGGCUCCAAGGGGCCCUGCUCUCCCUCUGGUUCUCGGAUCUACAGCAGUUCCAUUUCCAUCAAUUCUGGUUCAUCCUACCAUCCCUGCGGCGGGUCUUCCCAGGGGCCUUGCUCCCCACCAGGCACCAGCUCCUUCGGCGGCAGCUCCAGUUCCCAAUCCAGUGACAAAAUUGUCCUUCAGCCCUGUGGCAGCAAGUCCAGCUCUUCUGGUCACCCUUGCACUUCUGUCUCCUCCUCAGUCUCGAGUGGGGGUCCCAAUGGCGCUCCCCAACCUGAUCCCUCCGCUGGCGCUAAACCCUGUGGCUCCAUCAGCUCUGGAAGGAUCCCCUGCCGCUCUAUCCGGGAUAUCCUGGCCCAGGUGAAACCUCUGGGACCCCAGCUAGCUGACCCUGAAGUUUUCCUACCCCAGGGAGGGUUACUUGAUAGUCCCUAA